UAAAACUUCAUCUAUAGCCAAGCCUCAUUUUUCAAUUUAAGCUACUUAGAUAUAAUUUUGCUUUCAACUUUGUUGACUAAAUCCUAAUCUUAACUCUGCACCAAAAACAUCUUUAUACCCUCAAUGUCUUCUUAAGUCUGAAUCGAGCCAGGUCUUAAAGAGGUUGGGAACAAUUGGUUCUCUAUAAAUGCUGCAGAACAUAUCCAUAAUGAAUCACCAAUUAUCCCAAAUACCUCGCCUCAAUUCCUGAUACAGGCAAAGCAGAAAUGAACCUAGCAGCUGGACUUCAUGGGAUGGUUUGACCCAAGAGUUGGAAGAACUCUGUUUAGAGCCAAAAAGUGUUCGGCUCCUGGCUACAGCCGUCAAAUAUGUUCCUGAUUUUAGAGUUCAGAAUCGUAAGGCCAGAUGUUUGGCCGAAUUAAUAAAUAACUCCUCAAAAGGUCAAAUAAUGGUGAGAGGAAUCAACUAUUGAAACCUCCAAAGAGCUAAAUUUUAG
Moneuplotes crassus is the source of this 496-nucleotide messenger RNA. NCBI's taxonomy places the organism in Eukaryota, Ciliophora, Spirotrichea, Euplotida, Euplotidae. The record is from the annotation of a GenBank genome assembly.